UAUUCCUCACCACACAAAGCUUACACCCACUGACACCAUAUUUGUUAAAAGCAAGACAAAAUCAAGGGCUUUGAACCAACUCACAAAGGGAAAUAAACCACAGCAAUAGCUGCCUUCCAGGAAAUAGUUUUCCCAAACUGCAUAAGGCACCACCCAUAAUUUUAUAACCGAGUGACUUUGGAAUUCUUUCUCAGUGGAAAUGAACUGUGCAUUACUAGGCAGUAUAAUACAAGGCUUGAUAGAUAAUUGCUCAAAUUCCAACAAGCUUUCCAAUUAGCAUCAAACUUCAGCAAAGCACACAGUUUACCACUAAAGCCACUGGAGACUUUCUGCACUCAACGUUUUGGAUCCUUGAACUAUAAUUCUUUCUGAUCCCCCAAAACAAGUGCAGAUGAGAAACCACGAAGCUAUUCCUAGAAUAAGAAAAUAAGAAAGAGAGAAUGAGGGAAAUCAGGAAAGAAAGAAAUAAGUACAAAACGAGAGACAGAGGACAGAGAGUUUAGUUUUUAGCUGUUGACUGCCGGACUGAUCUUGUGAGGACUCCUUGCUUGUGAAUUGUGACAACAGAGUCCUUGUAAGGGGAGCAUAGGACAUGAAUCCAAGGGAAACUGUCAAGCACCCAUGAGACACAGGAACCCCCCCUCUCAUUCCCCCUCCCUAACCCAGCCCCUCUCUCUCAACUCGGCACUCGACAUUAGUGCUGGGCUGUUAGACAGUGUGCUCAUUGUCCCCCAGCACGGCACCUGCUCUCUGCUCGCACAGCUUCACCUUCUCCUCCUGCUCAAGUAUGAUGGAGCUUGGACCAAGAUGCCUCAGUGUGAUCUACUUGCUGUUUCUAUGUCUGUCUUUCUGCCUGCCCGGAGACACAAACACAAAAAAAGCCAUCAAGAUACCCCGCUGUCCUGCGACCUGUUCGUGCACUAAAGAUAGUGCCUUUUGUGUGGAUACGAAGGCAAUACCAAAGAGCUUCCCACCUGGGAUCAUUUCUCUGACCAUGGUGAAUGCAGCAUUUACGACAAUCCCAGAAGGAGCUUUCUCACACCUUCACGUACUCCAGUUCCUACUUUUGAACUCGAACACAUUCUCCACCAUUUCGGAUGAUGCUUUCGCUGGUCUAUCUCAUCUGCAGUACCUGUUCAUCGAGAAUAAUGAUGUCCAAACUCUCUCAAAAUAUACCUUCCGGGGACUAAAAUCUCUGACUCAUUUAUCCCUCUCAAACAACAACCUGCAACAGCUGCCCAGAGAUCUAUUUAAACAUCUGGACAUCCUCACAGAUGUAGACCUGCGAGGAAACUCCUUCCACUGUGACUGUAAGAUCAAAUGGCUGGUUGACUGGAUAGACAAGACUAACACUUCCGUUCCUCCCGCCUACUGUGCCAGUCCCUUUGAAUUUCAGGGCCGCAGAAUCCAUGACCUCGCUCCGAGAGACUUCAGCUGCAUCACUGCAGAUUUUGCCAUUUAUGAAACGUUUCCUUUCCAGUCUGUGUCUGUGGAGUCUUACGAGUUCAGCGGGGAUCAGUUUGUUGUCUUUUCUCAACCUGAAUCAGGGUUCUGCACUCUUUAUGUGUGGGAUCAUGUUGAAAUGACAUUUAGGACAUUUCAUAAUAUUCCCUCUCGGUCAUCUCUGUACUGCAAACCAGUGGUGAUAAACAACACACUUUACAUGGUUGUGGCUCAACUUUUUGGUGGAUCUCACAUCUACAAGUGGGAAGAGGACCCUCUUCGCUUUGUGAAGAUACAAGACAUUGAUACUACUCGAGUGAGGAAGCCUAACUUUGUGGAGACGUUCCAACUGGGUGGUGAAUGCUAUUUUGUAGUAGUAGACAGUUCAAAGGCCGGUUCAACCAGCAUUUAUCGAUGGAACAGCAAUGGCUUUUACUCCCACCAGUCGCUCCACCCUUGGCACCGCGACACCCAUGUAGAGUUCCUCGAUGUCGGAGGAAAGCCUCACCUCAUCCUCUCCAGCUCCACUCAACCACCGGUGAUUUACCAGUGGAACCGAGGGCAGAAGCAGUUUGAUUUCCUCUCCCAAAUCACAGAGCAAGCCGAUGUGCAGAUGGUCAAACACUUCUGGGUUCGGAAGGCGCUUUACCUUUGCCUCACACGCUUCAUUGGUGACUCAAAGAUACUCCGCUGGGAAGGCCAGCGUUUCAUCGAGAUCCAGACUCUUCCCUCUCGGGGCUCCAUGGUUGUGUAUCCCUUCACGGUGGGCCUUCGGCAGUAUCUCACCCUUGGGAGCGAUUUCUCUUUUUCCAGAGUGUACUUGUGGGAUGAUCUCACUCAGCGGUUUCAGCCAUUUCAGGAACUCAAUUUGAGAGCCCCGAGGGCCUUCAGCUUGGUGUCGGUCGACAACAAGGACAUUAUGCUGGCUGCCAGCUUCAAGGGAAAUUCGCUGGCCUACGAGCACCUGCUGGUCGAUCUCAGUGCCAAGUAGAAAUGUGACGGACAAUAUGACGUGCCAACAACAAGAACAAAAAAUGAAAAAGUGCAGGCAUAUUUUAGUGUAUCUCGAUAUUUAAGUUGUGGAAAACUCUUAAAUUAUUUUGAAAAUUCAAAAAUAAAUUUGUGUGUUACUGUAUAUGGCUCCACUAUACACACAAAUAUUAAAAUCAUGGAUUUGUAUAAUUUUGAUGAUUAGAGCUUACAGAUAAUGGAAACCGAGAAAUUGGGACGGUAUAAUGAAUCUGGACGACUUUCACGUUUUGAUUUGAACUACUGUACUGAAAUAUAUGAAAUUUUCCACGUCUGUGUGGAAGUUUUGUUAUUUCACACAAUGUUUUUAAUGACUAACAAAAAAAUUGAAAUCUAUUUUAUGAAUUAUCUUACAUAGUUAUUCAUGUUAAAAUAGAGCCUCAGUGCCAUGCUGAUUGAAAUGCCAAGUUACUCUUUCUGUACAUAUGCUAUUGUUGAAAUGCAUGUUCAUUUAUUGAAUCAGUCACCAGAUAAUGCUCUUUUGUUUGAUAUCUGGUACUGUUAUUUAAGUGUGUAAAAUUUUAAAAAGCUAAAAUUACCCAUUUUAAUCAGAGAUGGCUUAAUGUGUCCCUCAAGUGUUUUUGAUGCUGAUUCAAGAAACUUUUCUUGCAGGUGAAGUUUUGGAGAUAUUUUCUUUUUUUGUGUGUGUAUUUAAGUGUGACCUAUAAGAGCUUGCACGAUACGGAUUUUGCCAUGCAUUGUAAUAUAUAGCUUCAACGCUUCAGGAAAAGAAUCUCCGUUACUGAACCUAAACCUUAAUUCGAAAAUAUUACGAAACAAAUGAUGAUGAUAUUUUUAUGUGCGAGAGAAAAAAGGGGACGGAUUCUGUCUGAGCGGCAAAAAAAAAAAAAAAAAAAAAUCUACAAGUUUAUUUACAUCUCUGGUUAAAAUUAGUAAUCAAUUCUUGACCAGUGUUAUCUGUGCAGUACUUUACAUUUUGGAAUAUAUUUAUAUGGUAUCAGAUAUCGCUAUGCCUGUCUUCAUUUGUUUUAUUCAGGAAUAACAAACACUUCAACAUUUCAAGUGGCUUAAAACAAAGGUAGAAAAGCGCCAUACAAGAGACAGACCAUUACCCUUCCAAUUGUCCAUUGAUAACCACAUAAUCAUGCUAAGCACUAAUGUAUAUUUCUGAUGUCAGUCAGAAACCGUUUUUCCAGUGUUGCAAUGUACAUUUAUUGACAGCGGAUUAUGAAUAAAUGCUCUGUAGCCCCUGA
Hippocampus comes (tiger tail seahorse) is the source of this 3686-nucleotide messenger RNA. RefSeq names its product leucine-rich repeat LGI family, member 3 (gene lgi3). Lineage: Eukaryota; Metazoa; Chordata; Actinopteri; Syngnathiformes; Syngnathidae. Bases 788 to 2434 code for a protein of 548 amino acids. Gene Ontology annotation, cellular component: synaptic vesicle. Gene Ontology annotation, molecular function: protein binding. Gene Ontology annotation, biological process: regulation of exocytosis. The transcript has 11 exons. The record is from RefSeq and is a predicted model, not a curated record.